Molecule: messenger RNA, 2694 nt
Organism: Epithele typhae
Lineage: Eukaryota; Fungi; Basidiomycota; Agaricomycetes; Polyporales; Epitheliaceae
Exons: 14
Coding region: 1-2694 (897 amino acids)
Source: RefSeq, a predicted model, not a curated record
AUGUGCUCAGAAGGGAGGACUACAUUGAAAAUGUGGCCUUCAUAUGUUCUUGUGCAGACGUCCAAUCAUUGUAACAUUUGCUUCAUUGCGUUCCCACACAUUUAUAGAGCUCAGAUCGUCAGUUUCAUACUUAUCGGUGGAGGAUUGAAGAUAGAGUAUGGUGCGCAUUUUAAAUACAAGCGGGUACAAAAAGGAAUAGAGGGAAACGGAGGAGAGCGGAGAGCGGGGCGGCGGGACAGCGAGCUCGCUGUUGGAGGCAGCGCCGGCGAAGACGCGGCGGCGCGGAGCGUCGGGAGAUAUUGGGGCCAUCAAGGCGGCGCAGCGGCGCGGGGGAAGGCGCUGACUGGCGCGGCUAAGAUAGGCGCUGAUAAGCGCCAUCCAGGAGCGUUUUGUGCAAGUGCGAAAAACAAGCCCUCUCGUACUGAGGUCCCUCUGAAGAACAGUGGCUGUGGGGUGGAGGGAGUCCAGCAUAGGUCUCGAGGCGCGGUGAUACACCCAUGGCAUAAGGAUACUCACUAUUACAUCUGCCUGUUCCACUGUGAGCUGGAGCCAUGUGUGGGAAACGGUGGUACAGGCGCAAAGCGUCUGUCUAUCGUUGCGGGGGGAAAGGUGUCGUAUGAUAUUUUCGGAGAUAUUCAGAGGGACACGGGGACAGGACCAGUAGGAGUCGAUGGCCGACAUAGCGGGGAGCGAGUGUGCAUCAAGUGGCCUGUGCACAUUGUCGCUUUCACACGUCGUAUUGCCUCAUCACGAAACGCGCGCGGGGUAGCCCACAGGCGAUGCGUCGAUGAGCGCUACCUGGACAGACACGGAACAAACGGGUCUUCCACCAUCGACUUCCAUUCCAGCACAUCAAACCCAAGUCCGCACACGCUGCAGCGCACCGCCGCUCUUUCAGAGAUCAUGAGGGGCAUCCCCACAGUCCCCAUAGCCGUUCCGUCUCACACCGGUGUGCCCUCCCUUUCCGAACUGCACAGGACGGGGGACCUCGAGAUCUCGAUGCACAAGAGCACCAACGCGUGCUUUCUAGCGGUCCUGUGCGCCCUCGCAGACGGGGCCAACGGCGCGCUGCACGACCGUCGCGUAGUUGACCGAGGGGAUCGCGGAGCUCGCCCCCGCGCUCCAAUGCGACCACUGGGGCCGGACGUUGCGGCGGCUUUGGGGGACGCCGUUGAGGCCUUGGUGUGGGCGUUGCCCCAUUUUGUGUGGGCGACGAAGGUGGAGGUGGAGAUCACCGACGAGGGGGAGCUCAUACUGUGGGAAGGCGUUUUGUCUGGGGGAGUGGCCGUGCGCGUUCGAAUGCUAUCGGCCUUCGCGACCGCUUCAAGAGGAUCAGAUCUCUCGAACACGGAAUAUGUACAGAGAACGACCAUUGAUGCGCGCCUGAAUACGAACACGAAUCGAUUUCGCGGAAGCGGAAGACGGCUUGGGCAGCCAUUGCUGCAAACAUUUUUUCACCUCCAGCUGUACCCAGUACCCAGCGUUGAGCUCGAACGUCAGCCCUUCGCCAGUUGUAGCGCCCUAAGGCUGCCCUACAUCUUCAGAAAGCCGCUUCGGGAGCCCCGGUCGGCAGUCUUCUUCAAACCGCUUGUCGAUCGCACCGCUGGGGCAGAAGUGCUCAACCCACGCAUCCGGAUCCGCCGUGUAGAUACCGUUAAUGGGCCAGUGCACCUUUUCCUUAACGAGCCUUGCAGCAGCGUAUGGCGGGGUCAAGAGCUUCCCGUGCCGGAAGUGCUCGCUCCCGGUUGCCUUCUUGAGCCGCCGUGGCGCACAUCUGCUCGAAGUCGACCGCAUGCAGGCUGGACGGGAAAUACGCGGCCGCGAGUCACACGAACGCGCGGAAGUGAUCCUGGCAGUGGUGAACUAGCGCCGACACAAGCGCGGGAUAGAGCCAGACUGGACGCACUAGUCGUAUCUGAUUGCGACGACCUCAGUGAGGCCCUCGGCGUCGACGUGCCCCGGUCCACGGCAGUCAGGAACGACAACCGUACGCCGUCGCCGAGAGGGGCGAAGUGGGCGACUUGGGUGGGCAGGAAGCCGUGGAUGAAGAGUAUCCUGAAUGCAGGCGCUGGCAGAUGUUCGCAGUGCGAUGCCUGUCAAAGCGGAGUUGAAGCAAAAGCCCGUCGCGAUCUCAACCUCUUGAAUCUUUCCUGGAGCAUCCUUGCCAGUGCGAUCAGUGCGGGAGUUGUCGUGCGCCAUCUCGGAUCCGGAGACGAGAUGGGACUGAUAAGCUCAGCGAUUCUGUGGAUUAGCGUGGGCCCCGUGCGUUGCGAGCACACGGAAGAGAAAGAGAAAAGCAGGAUGUCUCGUGGAGCCAGGCAGCUUGGAAAGGGAGGAAAGGAAGCGCAACUUACCACGCUAAAUGAGUAUUCGAUCACCAUGGCCCCCUGGUCGAACCCGCCCAGGUCCAGGUCUUCCCCCUCAGGAAGAGCAUCCGAAUUGGAGCGCCUCUGCAGCGAAUUUCGUGCGGUUCGAGAUGUCGAUGAGAACCGUGGUAGCGCAGCUCGAUGUCGCCGAGUACGCGGCGGUAUGCGUUCUGGUGGUAUACGUCUUCGCGGCAGGGACGCGGAUAAGAAACACGGUGAAAAACGUGUUCAUCCAGCAAGGCCACCGUCCGCGCAGAACAGUGGGACCGGUGGACGGGCUUUGCGCGUGGGGAGGGGUGAGCCUCCGGAGGAGAUCGCGGAGGCAUGA